UCUCGGUUUGGUUUCUUGUGUUUUUAAGGGGAAGAAUACAAAUCUCUCCUUCUCUCUUUUCUCCCAUCUCUCUAAACCCGUGAAUCCUCAUCUCCUUCUCUGCGGCGUUCCAUAAUCACCAGAAUAAUUCUCUCUAAUGGCCAUUCACUAGCCAAGCAAAUGUUGUCUCUCCUUUACACAAUCUCACGCAUUGUAUCAAUUUCUUUCUUUCUUCACUUCUUGCUCUGUUUUUUGGUAUUAGCCACCUCCACUACUGAAUUCGACUUUGGUACUUUAACUCUAAGCAGCCUCAAGCUCCUCGGCGACGCCCACUUAAACAAUGGGAGUGUUCGUCUCACUCGUGACCUCGCCGUUCCCACCUCCGGCGCUGGCAAAGUUCUUUAUUCUAAGCCAGUUAGAUUUCGGCAACCGGGUACUCACUCUAUUACGAGUUUCACCACUUUUUUCUCAUUUUCUGUUGCCAAUCUAAACCCGUCGUCUAUUGGUGGCGGGCUUGCAUUUGUCAUCUCGCCGGACUCUGACACUAUUGGUGCUGCCGGCGGGUGUCUCGGACUCCUUAACUCUGAUGGUUCUAGCUCGGGCUUCGUGGCGGUCGAAUUUGAUACUCUCAUGGACGUGGAGUUCAAAGACAUUAAUGGUAACCAUGUGGGUUUGGAUCUAAACAGUAUGGUUUCUUCGCAGGCUGGUGAUUUAGGAGCUAUAAAUAUCGAUCUUAAGAGUGGUGAUCUUGUUAAUGCGUGGAUCGAGUACGAUGGGGCAAAUCGUGGCCUCAAAGUCUCCGUUUCAUACUCCAACCUUAAACCCAAAGAGCCGAUUCUAUUGCUUACUAUUGAUCUAGAUCAGUACGUGAAUGAUUUUAUGUACGUUGGGUUCUCUGGGUCGACGCAAGGGAGCACAGAGGUCCAUAGUAUUGAGUGGUGGAGCUUUAGUUCUUCCUUUGACUCAAUCUCAGGUUCUGGGUCAUUAUCUCCGCCGCCUUCAACGACUAGUUUGAUGAACCCAACGGCUAAUUCUGUGAAGUCACCGCCGCCAUCAUUGGCUCCUACUGGUUCUGAUUCGAUUACUAGUCAGGAAAAGAACAGCAAGUCUUCUUCGUGUCAUAAUCAGCUCUGUAAGCAGGGACCAGGGGCGGUUGCAGGAGUGGUUACCGCUAGUGCAUUUUUAGCCAUUUUUGCUGGUGUUCUAAUCUGGGUAUUCUCCAAAAGGUACAAGCAAGUGAAAAGGACAGAGUCUUUUGCAUCAGAGGUUAUCAAAAUGCCGAAGGAAUUUAGCUACAAAGAGCUCAGAUCAGCCACCAGAUGCUUUAAUGCGAAUAGAAUUAUAGGACACGGCGCAUUUGGAACUGUUUAUAAGGGUAUAUUGCCGGAAACCGGCGACAUUAUAGCAGUGAAGAGAUGUAGCCAUAAUAGCCAAGGAAAGAAUGAAUUUUUAUCAGAAUUGUCUAUCAUUGGUACUCUUAGGCAUAGAAAUCUUGUCAGGCUUCAAGGUUGGUGCCAUGAAAAAGGUGAAAUUUUGUUGGUUUAUGAUUUAAUGCCCAACGGAAGCCUUGACAAAGCAUUAUUUGAAGCGAGGACACCUCUUCCAUGGCCACACAGGAGAAAAAUUUUACUUGGUGUUGCUUCUGCUCUGGCUUAUUUGCAUCAAGAAUGUGAGAACCAGGUGAUUCAUAGAGAUGUUAAGACUAGUAAUAUUAUGCUAGAUGAAGGGUUUAAUGCAAGAUUAGGAGAUUUUGGCUUGGCUAGACAAAUUGAGCAUGAUAAAUCACCAGACGCAACAGUAGCUGCAGGUACAAUGGGAUACUUAGCUCCAGAAUAUCUAUUAACAGGAAGAGCUACUGAGAAAACUGAUGUGUUUAGCUAUGGAGCUGUGGUUCUUGAGGUGGCCAGUGGAAGAAGACCAAUUGAGAAAGAAACAAGUGGGGUUGGAAAAGUUGGGGUUAACAGCAAUUUGGUGGAAUGGGUUUGGAGUUUACACAGAGAAGGAAGAUUGCUAGUGGCAGCUGAUGCAAGACUUGAAGGUGAAUUUGAUGAGAAUGAAAUGAGAAGGGUCUUGCUUGUAGGUCUAGCUUGCUCUCACCCAGACCCAUUGGCUAGACCCACAAUGAGAACCGUAAUCCAAAUGCUCAUAGGUGAGGCUGAGGUCCCAAUCGUCCCAAGAGCAAAACCUACUAUGAGUUUCAGCACUUCACAUCUCCUGUUGAGCUUGCAGGAUAGUGUAUCAGACUGCAAUGGCAUGAUCACCAUCUCAAGUUCCUCAUCAUCAGAAAAUGGUUUUAUUGGUGAUGAGAUUGUUUGAUCCAAAAAUGGAUUUUGUUUAACUCGUAAUUAUAUUAUUAUUCGUUUUUGUAUUUAUAACAAAAUAACAUUGAAUGUAAUCACAAGCGGCUUAGGGUUUCUUCUUC
Molecule: messenger RNA, 2401 nt
Organism: Manihot esculenta (cassava)
Lineage: Eukaryota; Viridiplantae; Streptophyta; Magnoliopsida; Malpighiales; Euphorbiaceae
Product: L-type lectin-domain containing receptor kinase VIII.1
Exons: 1
Coding region: 160-2295 (711 amino acids)
Biological process (GO): protein phosphorylation
Cellular component (GO): plasma membrane
Molecular function (GO): ATP binding; protein kinase activity; carbohydrate binding
Source: RefSeq, a predicted model, not a curated record